GAGUGCAGCUGUUGCCUUCAUGGAAAGGUAGAACACGGCUCAGGGAUCCCUGUUCUCGGUGCUGCUUGCAAGUGUGGAGGGGUUGGAAGUUGGUUACACAUUAAUGACAGCUUUGGCAGGUCUGUGGUCAGCUGAUAGAGCCAGUGGAGCGCAAUGUCUGGAACUGAUGAUUUUUCGUUGGCAGAUGCUUUACCCGACCAGUCGCCCGCUAAAACCUCCAAAGUGAGCAGCUCCAAGCCUGGCCAGCAGCCCGGGCAGCCUCCGCAGGGCUGGCCGGCUUCCAACCCUUGGAAUAACCCCAGCGCCCCCCCUAUGACACCGACGGGACUGCCGCCCAACACGUCCGCUUCCAGUGUGCCCUUCGGACCUCCUCCCACGGGAAUGUAUCCUUCAAUGCCCCCGGGACCGCCUGCUCCAUUUCCUCCUCCUCCUACCGGACCCUCCUGCCCUCCUCCUGGUGGUCCGUAUCCACCCCCAACUGUGCCAGGGCCCGUCCCGCCGGGGCAGUAUCCGCCACCAAACAUGCCCUUUCCAGAGCUUCCAAGACCUUACGGAGGUCCAACGGAGCCAGCGGCGCCUCCUGCUCCCGUUGGGCCAUGGGGAUCCAUGCCCUCCGGAGCAUGGGGACCAACAAUGGGAGGGCAGUAUCCUGCUCCCAGCAUGCCAUAUCCACCCCCAGGGCCAUAUUCCGCUCCUACCCAGACUCCGGGGGCCGCGCCGACGGUGCCGUGGGGGACGGUCCCGCCUGGAACGUGGGGACCUUCGCCGCCAGGGCCAUUUCCUCCACCCACAGGAUCAUAUCCGGCUCCAGGACUAUAUCCUACGCCCCCUAAUCCUUUUCAAGUGCCAUCCGGCCCUGCUGGUGCUCCGUCAAUGCCUGGUGGUCCCCAUCCUUACCGCUGAACACGUUCUGGGCAACAAAAUACUGUAGUUUUCCACCUUCAUCCACUACUUACAGAGAUUUUUACAGUUUUCGUUUCAGUAAUGUUUGGGGCUCUGAAGAGUAUUGCCUCUUGUAUGUGCAUCUGAGGUAUGAAGGAGCAGUUUACAUCAAUUUACCUAGCUCAUACGCUGGCAUAAUUGUUUGGUUUAAUAAAGCGAAUUUACAAAGAGAAGAAAUCAA
Molecule: messenger RNA, 1123 nt
Organism: Empidonax traillii (willow flycatcher)
Lineage: Eukaryota; Metazoa; Chordata; Aves; Passeriformes; Tyrannidae
Gene: MAPK1IP1L
Product: mitogen-activated protein kinase 1 interacting protein 1 like
Exons: 4
Coding region: 154-903 (249 amino acids)
Source: RefSeq, a predicted model, not a curated record